AUGGUGCGCCGAAGCACAGGUUUUGUGAGUAAGAAGCCGCAUCGUAAGUCGAGGGGUGGAUGUACGACCUGUAAAAGGAAGAAAGUCAAGUGCGAUGAAGCGCAACCUGUCUGUCGUUACUGCAGUGUGAGAAAUCUGGAGUGCAAAUACACACAAGACUUUCAAUCGACAUCCAAGACAUCGUCUUCGGGGCCAUCGCCUGGUCACGAGAUUCUACCACCAACCUACAACACUAGAGUAGACUUUAACGAUACUUCUUUCCAGUUGGCGCCAUGGCUCAUUCCACCCUCCCAUACAUCUAUAGGCGCCUUCACAUCCCUCGACCACCAGCUACUGCAAUACUACAAAGCAGACGUCUGGCGCGAACUUGUAGUGCGUGAUGACUCUGUCUUGAAGGCCCUACACAAAGAUAUCAUCCCCCAGCUAGGCAUCUCUCAUCCUUUCCUCCUAUACGCCUUGCUCAGCAUCGCCGCAAACCACAGCAACACUUUGAUUCCAAAUAAAACCGUCGAAAGGCAAGCACUACUAUACCGCCAAAUGACCUUCUCCUCUUACAAAGAAGCGCUCAAAGACAUCACCGCGGAGAACUACGAAGCAAUCCUCGUCACAGGAGGUCUCCUCCUCGCCCUCGUCCCGCCACCGUCAACAGACAACGAUGAAGAGCAUCUAGAAUGGAUGCUAGCACUGUUGAAACUAAGUGAAGGGCUACGCAUCCUUGCCUCCCUCCGGUGGGCACGAGGUAUCGAGAAACUUUCCGUUUACCCCUUGGUAAGACGAGAAUUACGCAUUCUGCCAUCACCACCCAUUAUUGAUGUCGAGGGCGUGGAUGCGCCUAUCGGGCGUUUAGGAACAACCCCCGACAAUCCAAAUCCAGCACCGACAUACACGCCCACUCUGUUCCCCAUGCAAACGCGCCUGUUCCUUCCACCACCUUUAAUGCAGCUCCUUGGCAGUGUUGUCCACGGGAAGGACUCAGGAUCGUUCGAUUGGCAUAGACCAACGUUGCUUCCAGUCUUCCAUGCUCUAUCUCCUAUCUUCCUGUCGCUGUAUUACUACCACCUGAACCCCGAUUUCUACGUCCGUGUCAUUUGUUUCACGUCGUUUCUCAUGCCAGAAUUUCUCCAGUUAGUGCGCCAAAGGGAACCUCGCGCCUUGGUGCUGGUGGCGUGGUGGUUUGCGUUAGCGGGCUUGGUGCCGAAGGGGUGGUGGGUUGAACGAGUACGAAACGUUGUUGGGAGUCUUGGGCGGGCGAUUAGAGCACAGUCGUCAGGGGAUGACGGGUUUGUGGAAGGGGUCUUUGGGGGUGCGCAGAGGAUUGUUGAUGUGUUCGAGAGUGAGGGGAAGGAGGCGGCAGCGAGAAGUGUGUUUGAGGCUUGGGCUGGGGUUAGUUGGGAGGAAGGACCUGGGAGAGCUCAAGAGUGGGAGUUUGGGCUGUUGAUGGACUUGGGUGAUUUUGAUCUUCGUGUAGAUUUGGAUACCAUAGGCCUUGACGUACAGGAGCUCAGCACAUCAGUUUGA
Molecule: messenger RNA, 1518 nt
Organism: Alternaria atra
Lineage: Eukaryota; Fungi; Ascomycota; Dothideomycetes; Pleosporales; Pleosporaceae
Exons: 2
Coding region: 1-1518 (505 amino acids)
Biological process (GO): regulation of transcription by RNA polymerase II
Molecular function (GO): DNA-binding transcription factor activity, RNA polymerase II-specific; zinc ion binding
Source: RefSeq, a predicted model, not a curated record